This is a messenger RNA of Polypterus senegalus (gray bichir), 3729 nucleotides long. RefSeq names its product zinc finger CCCH-type containing 12B (gene zc3h12b). The transcript is spliced from 6 exons. NCBI's taxonomy places the organism in Eukaryota, Metazoa, Chordata, Cladistia, Polypteriformes, Polypteridae. Bases 129 to 2939 code for a protein of 936 amino acids. Gene Ontology annotation, molecular function: metal ion binding; RNA endonuclease activity; mRNA binding. Gene Ontology annotation, cellular component: cytoplasmic ribonucleoprotein granule; nucleus. The record is from RefSeq and is a predicted model, not a curated record.
CCAUGUCGCUGUAAUGUCGGACACAGAACUAGAAGACCUCGUGACCUACCCGAUAGAGUUAACGUCUAUUAAUAACUUAAUUAGUUCUCUCUGACUAAAUGUGCUGAAGUAAAUGGGUAAACGGAUGGAUGGCGUACAAACGGCAGGUGCAGAAUAUACUGAUGUGUGCACGACCACCUACCCGACUGCAUCCCAGUAUGCCAGUCGUACUACACCUUGGGGAAAAUGAGGACAGGUCGGGUUGCCGGAGAACAAAAUCCACACAGUCAUAUAACGAUUAUAUUACAUCCCUCAUCUCCCCGGAACACAAGAAAAAGGAGCACUUGACACUUUUCUUGCGCAGACGGCUGCUGUCCCUGAAGUCACUUAUUGAGUAUGACUCGCAGGCUGUGGUGGAAAUAAAGGAAAACACUGUGGAGAUUUCAGGUGGGGAGCACAACGUAAUGACGGCGUGGUCCAUGGUGGAAAAGCUGAAAAUGGAGAAGGCCUCUAGAGGAGAGGGGAGCAUCCUGCAAGAGGUUGCAGACUGCAGCGGUGAGUCAGAGGACGGCAGCAGCUCAGAGAGUGAAACUGAGCAGGCUGCCAGCCACAGUACAGAACCACAGAUAAGCAACAAGCCACACCGUCAGCUCUGCCGCUCACCUUGUUUGGAUCGCCCAAGCUUCUCUCAGAGCAGCAUCCUUCAGGACACCCAGGCUGCCAGCCUGGAUAAAGAUUACCAGGUGAAAAUGGACUUUGCACUGAAGCUGGGCUACUCCAUGGAACAAAUUCAGACUGUACUAAACAAGCUGGGGCCAAGUGCACUAAUCAAUGACAUUCUUGCUGAGCUUGUGAGGCUAGGUAAUAAAGGUGAUGUGGACACACCCUCCAGUACAAGUUCAGGUACCAGUACCCUAGUGGCACGUGUACCAUGCACCAAGGAAAUUACAAGUCCUGAAGCAUCAUUAGAGGAGGAGGCCAUGGACAACCUUGACAACCUGCGGCCAAUUGUCAUCGAUGGCUCUAAUGUGGCCAUGAGUCAUGGAAACAAGGAAGUGUUUUCUUGUCGUGGAAUCCAACUUGCUGUGGACUGGUUUUUGGAAAAAGGACACAAGGAUAUCACUGUGUUUGUACCAGCCUGGAGGAAAGAGCAGUCUAGACCUGAUGCACCUAUUACAGAUCAAGAGAUCCUGCGGAAGCUGGAAAAAGAGAAAAUCUUGGUGUUCACCCCUUCACGUAGAGUCCAGGGUCGGAGGGUGGUAUGCUAUGAUGACCGUUUCAUUGUGAAGCUGGCAUAUGACUCCGAUGGCAUUAUUGUAUCUAAUGAUAAUUACAGAGAUCUGCAAAAUGAAAAACCAGAGUGGAAGAAGUUUAUUGAGGAACGACUUUUGAUGUACUCUUUUGUGAAUGACAAGUUUAUGCCACCAGAUGAUCCUUUAGGACGACAUGGACCUAGUCUAGAGAAUUUCCUCAGGAAACGCCCUGUUAUUCCAGAGCACAAGAAACAACCAUGCCCAUAUGGAAAAAAGUGCACUUAUGGGCACAAAUGCAAGUAUUACCAUCCAGAGCGUGCCAAUCAGCCACAGAGAUCGGUCGCAGAUGAGCUGCGAGCAUUUGCCAAGCUUUCUGCUGUGAAAACAAUGAGUGAAGGUGCUCUGGCCAAGUGCGGCAGUGGGCCUAUUACCACCAAGGGUGACUCAAGCUCAGAAGUGAAGCGCAUUGCUCCUAAACGUCAGUCUGACCCCAGCAUUCGUUCUGUUGCAUGUGAGCUCGAGGAGAGGUUGUCAGUGGCUCGGAAGUCUGAGGCAAACUCUGUGCCUUCCUUGGUCACUGCUCUAAGUGUCCCUACCAUGCAGCCUUCCAAGAGUCAUGCUGCUGGGGCAUUAAACACGCGCUCUGCCAGUAGCCCAGUGCCUGGCUCUUCACAAUUCUCUCACCAAGGCUCCUCAUUGGAGCAUAUGUCUAGUGUGCAAUACCCACCCAUCCUUGUCACAAACAGCCAUGGCACCUCCAUCAGCUAUAGUGAACAAUAUCCCAAAUAUGAUCCUGGAGCUGACCAUGGUUACUACUCCAUGCUUAAUGAAUUCUCAAAUCUUAGUCUAAACAGCAUGCACAACACCGACAAUUUCUACAGCAUGGAGCAUGAACUGGGAUUAUACUCUCGAAAUCCAAGUCCUUGUCCAGAUGCUUGUGCUGGGCAUUCAAGCAGUGAGCCUUACUCAUCCUAUAGUGACCUUUACUUGAGUUCAGUAGACUCAGCUGCUGAAGAUGGCGCAAAGAACACUCCUUCAUCCUCUCAGAACAGACUUCAGCCUUUUGCUCAUAGUUUCCACGAAGCUUUAACUCGAGUUCAGAGCUAUGGGCCUGAAGAACCUAAACAGACCCCUCGAAAGCAGUCUGUUUCCCAUCUUGCACCUCAUGUACAGCAUCCAGUGGUAGGUGCCCGGUCAAGCUGUCCAGGAGAUUAUCCUAUACCUCAAAACAUUCACCCUUCUGCAUCAUCACAGCCUGGCAGGGCUCUGGGAAUGACCAGGAUGGACAGCAUUUCAGACUCCAGACUCUAUGAAAGCAAUCCAAUGAGACAGAGGAGGCCUCCACUCUGUAGAGAACAACAUGCCAGCUGGGACCCGCUUCCUUGUGGUGGUUCGGACUCGUAUGGAUAUCAUACUUCAUACCCCUUAAGCAACAGCCUCAUGCAGCCUUGCUAUGAGCGUGUCAUGGUGCGAAGCAUGCCAGAGAAAAUGGAGCAGAUCUGGAGAUCACCUUGGGAAGGGGGAGCGUCUGCAGCAGAACCUCAGGAACGGUAUGUCAUUCCGGAGCAUCAGUAUCAGACUUACCGUAACCUCUGCAACAUUUUCCCUGCUUAUAUUGUUCACUCCGUUAUGGAGAAGAAUCCUCAUUUAACAGACCCACAACAGCUUGCAGCUGUCAUAGUUACUGAAUUACGAUCUGGCCGUUAGAAUAUCACUUGGAAGACAAAAUGUAGUUUCGUAUAUUUUUUAUGAGUCAAAACAAAAGGAUAUCAUGCCACAUACUAUACUGUAUGUACUGUACAUAUAAAAAGAACUUUGUGAAUUCUGACACUACACUCCAUUUAUUUUGUGAUUUGAUAAAAAAGCAAGUCCUUUUCAAAUGUUUUAAAUACUAAGGAAGUGAAUACCUCACAAGAAUUACAAUUUCAGUUGCCUUAAAUUCAGGAGACCUCAAGUCUGUCCCGGCAAAGUAUUAAGGGACAUUCACAUGUUGAAGUCAUGCUGCUGAAGAAAGUGAAAUGAGUGGGCUUGGUAAAUUAACAAAUGCUAAUUGAAAAUGUUACCCAAGAACAUGAAGGACGACAGUGUAACAAUACGUUUCUGAGUUGUGCAUUUUUGGGUCAUGAUUCACUGUUAUCCUGAACAGGUGGAGACGGGUAAUCACACACCCAAGUGAUGCUAUGGCAUUGGCUGGGCAUAAUACCUUACUGUAACAUGGUUUCUUUUGCCAGUUUUGGUUUAAUAGUGCAAGACUGAAACUGUCAGUUGUGGUUAUUGAAAUGAAUGUGAUUCACUUUGCACCUGACAAAGUCAUUCACUUAUAUUUAUUUUCCAAUUGGGGUUUUUUUGAAGAGGUUGACUUCCUUAUUUGAACAUUUGAAAAUUGUUGAGCCUCUGUCUUCUCUUUCCUGAGAUGUGUUUGAACCAAUACUUCUUAGGAUGGAACUUUGUGGAGCUUAAAUUUGUAAUUCUAGCUUUUAAAGGGGUGUGGAGAGGG